GUUCUCCUUCCUGGGACAGGCUCUCUUUCUCUCCCCCCCCCCCUUCCCCCUACAAUUCCUGGCCUCUUCAGAGGCCGAGGGGGAAGGAGAGAAUCACAUGGGAGACUUGGAUGGCUUUUGUCCCGGGAGCUCCAUCAGGGUCCCCAGGCUACUCGUUUUCAGGGUGGAUGCCUUUGUCCUUUCAGGAUAAUGAAGGGCUGGAAGAGAUUUAUUUUAUAGUAAAACGUGUUCAUUCUACAGAAGAAAAAACUGAGGCUGGGAGAAGUUCUCUGCUCGUCAUCACAAAAAGUAAGAAACAAGCAGGUCUUCCCGUUUACUCCAGGAUUGAGCCCAUCUCGGGCUGCCCCAGCCUGCCCCUAUGGGUCCCAUUUCAGUGAGAGGCUGGAAAGAGCCUAUAACGAGGGAAGCAGCCACUCUAGGGCUUCAUCCGCCCACAUGAUCUAGAAGUUGGAACCAAAACGCCUUGACCUAACAGGCAGGCACUUUUGCUAGUCUUUACAGUUGGGCUCGCCCAACUGUAAGACCCGGUUCUCAUAAACGCAUGCGUAGUUUAAUCUUCUUGCCAGCGUUGCUUGGCUUCAAUUGUCUCCAGUAUUAAAUUGGUUCUCACUGCUGGGCCAUUGCUGUUGAAAAGUCUCUGAGGGUCUGGAGGAGGCAUAGAGGCUCAGGGAGGAGCCGCCACGAGUCCUCUCGCCUUUUCAUAUCAAUAUGUUACCCAAAAUGUUUAAUUUCGGGAGCAAAAAAAUUCAGCCUCAGUCUUGCUCUUCCACCCAACCACGCAGGGACAUCGGGGUCGAUGGAACAAGUUGCUCUGAAGGUUAUCACCUCAGAGAUAAGGAUAUGGGGAGGAUCCACAGAGCAGCUUCUAUAGGAAAUGAAGCAAAGGUGGAGGAGCUGCUCCUGCAAAAAAAGUAUGAGAUCGACGAACCUGAUAAAAUGAACCGGACACCUCUGCACCUGGCCUGUGCCAGUGGAUAUCCAGAUGUUGUGUCUCUCUUAGUAGAGAGAAAUUGCAGCCUAAAUGUGUGUGACAGUGAAAAUCGAACUCCCUUAAUUAAGGCUGUACAGUGUCAGCAGGAGGAGUGUGUAGGUAUCCUGCUCAGCCAUGGUGCAGACCCCAAUGUUGUGGAUACCACAAGCAACACUGCCCUUCACUACGCUGCCCUUGGUGACAACACAACCAUAGCAGUAAAGCUGCUUGAACACCAUGCUGAUAUUGAAGCAAAAAACCAGACAGGUUAUACACCAUUGAUACUUGCAGUUAGAAAACAUAAUGAAGCAAUGGUAGAUGUUUUAUUAAAGAAUGGAGCAGAUGUGAAUGCCUGCGAUAAUUCUAAAAGAACAGCCCUCAUGAUUGCUCUCAGUACUAGUACUAAACCAACAAACAUCAUUAAUCUUAUUCUUGAAUAUGAUGUUGACCUCUCUUGCCAAGAUGAUUAUGGAUGGACAACUAAAGACUAUGCUUCUGUCAGCGGUGUUCAUCUUCAUCGUGACCUAGUUCUUCAACAUGAGAAAAGGAAGCUUGAUCAACCCCUUUCAGCCGGAAUCAGUAGUACAGAUGGGGGUUCUGAUACUGGAUUUACUUUGAGUGCACAUGCCUUGGCCAAAGAAGAUACUGAGGAUGAAAAAAAGCCACAUGGAGUAGGAGGACCAGGGGACAGAGAAGCAGGUUUGAAUGAUAUGAUGUCAGCAUUAGGAUUAGAAGAGAAGGAAGAUAGACAAUCACCCAGGGAUCCAAAGUUGAAAUUGACAAGAAGGAGAAACCUAACUGAAGAAGAAGAAAGAAGAUCUUGAAAAGCCAUUGUCCUCCAUCUCUCUGCUUCAGAGUCACAGUUUGUGACUGGACUAUUUUCUCAAUUUUACCUCAGUUAUACUAGGAACUUCCUCAUCCCCCUUACCUCAGUUUCCCAUCCUGUUAUCCCAAUAAACCCCUUAUCUGAGAAAGAAACUUGGAAUAUUUUAUAAUUCACUGAGGGGGGAGGGAAAAUUGGGAGGAGAAGGGUGGCAAUAGGAAGAGGGUUGGAGGAGGGAGUGAGGGAGGUAGGAGAUCAAGAAAUAGAUCAGCCAUUGUUAGGGAUCAAUAGGCAGACCCCAGAGUAAACCCCAGGGCAGUCCCUUAUGAGCAGUGUCCUCAGUGUACCAGCAUCUCUGUGUGUAGUGGCAUCUCCCCCAGCAGCAUUUCUCUGUCCUCUAUUACCAAUAAGCAGCCUCAGGUUCCCUCAGCAGUUUUAGGUCCCUGUAGCAGCCUCUCUAGCCACAGCCAUUGUGAGGAAACAGUUACCUCAGUUCAUCCUCUCUAACUCAAGAAGUAACAGCUUCCUCUCAGUUUACCUUCUCUAGUUCAACAAGUAAUAAGUUUCCCUCAGCUUAUUUCUUUAUUACACACCUUAAUUCCUUACCAACUUCAAAAUGCCAUUCAUUCCUUCAUUCAUUUAGUCAAGCAAUCAUCCAUUGAGCAAAUGCCAUUAUACCAUAUGUUGUCCUAGGAAUUAAUAUUUCAAAAUAUAACAGACUUUAGACAAAGCCUGAGCACAUAACCUGCCUCCCUACAACAAGAACAACUCUAAGAGGUGAGCUAGGACAUAGGUGCAUAAAAGAUGAUUUCCUGGUCACCUAUGAUCAAAUUUUUGCACAACUUAUAAUCACAAUUGUGGGGGAUACAAAGAGAAAUGGCAGAGUAAGAUAUAGUAAAACCAGAAAGACAUCAUGAAAAAGGUAAUAAUUAGGGCUUAAUGAUAAAGUCAAAUUUUGAUUGACAGAAAGAAGUAAGGAAAAGGCUCAGAGAGAGACUAGGGAGGAGGAAGUAAAGAUGCAAGCAAGGACUUUAAAGAGGGAUGUUUGGCAGAUGGUUUGUAACAGAGAACAUGGGUUAUUCUCUAUAAGAUAGUGUCAGAUGAGGCCUCAACUGAUAAACUUUAGGAUUUGAUUUGUAUAAAGGAGUCAUUGUAGCAUCUUAUGAAGGAUAACUUUUUGAUAAUUUGUAUUUAAGGAAACCCAUUUGUGAUCAUUAUAGAUUAACUGGAGCAGGGCUAUGUUAUAGGCAAAUAGAUGUAGAUUUAAUAAGUUGAAAGGGAUGAAAUGAACUCAAGUGACUGUGAAAAUAGAAAAGUUUAAAUAAUAACUUGUUCAUUUUAGAUUAAGAUUGAACAGUAUGUAGUGAUUACUCAGCUACAGAGGGCAAAGGAGAGAACUAAAUUUUUAAAGCUGUGAAGCUGUAACAAAUGUCAAUAUCAUGAAUAGAAAUUGGGAAGUUAGAAAGGGUCGGGGAGGGGACCUUCUGUUAUGACAGGUUAUGGUAACUUUAAUGUUUGUUCUCAGAAAACAUUUAACUGGAACUGUGCCAUAGAUUGAUAAAAUUUUAGAUACUUGAGAGUAAAAUUUGGUAGGUCUCCCUGUCUCCUGGCAAAAGGAGGUUAGAAAUGUGGAUGGCAGAAAAAUCCCUCUUGUAUUUGAGGGAUGAGGGAGAUUAACUCUCAGCUCUAUAUAGGAAGCAAUCAAAGACAAGGGAAUGAAUUGCGAAGACAAGAAAAGGGCAAUGAGUAUGCUUAUGCUUAUUAAGUGCAUAUAAAAUGGAAAAUGGAAACAUUUUUAUUAGCAGGUAUCAUAUAAAGAAUCAAAAGAGGUUUGGUGGCCAUUUUAUCUAUUAAAGACAUCAAGCAUGAGGACAGGAAAUGAAAUUAAGAGAAAAAAAUAUAAUCUCAGGGUGGAACACCUCUAGAGAUGGGAGUAAUUGCAUUGAUUACACAGCUGUCAACAAUGAGUUAUUCAGUACAAAAGAUGUGGGUGAUGUGAUUAAGCUAAAAUUUUGUGUUUGUGUGAUAUUUGGGGAAAUAUUUAGAAAUUUCAGAAGGCUAAGUCAUCUCUUUUUUCCAGAGUUCAAACACACAUGCACACACACACACAAACCUAUAUCAGUUUGCACUUUCUAGACUUCCCUCAAUCAAAAUAGAAUAUAGAAAAUAGAAAAUAGCUUUAUAAAAUGUAUACUGCACUUUUAGCCCCAAAAUAGCUUUAUUCUCCCAUAUUGUUAGCAUCUAGGUAAAGAGUUUUUUAAAUGUACAAUAAAAUAUUUUAACUGAUAGCAAUAAUAACUGGAAGACAGGAUAAAAAUAAUUGCUAUGACAGUCAUAAUAUUUUAUAGUACACUUAUAGUUCAUUUUAUAUCUUAGAAUUUUAUCAUUAUUUAUAAUUACAUCAUUUCUGUAUUAAAAAAGUGUACUCCAGCAUAAAAUUUUAAAUUUAGUUGUAUUUGCUCAUGUUAUUUCAUCUCAAGACAGAAGCAUAAAUUGGCAAAGUAUAGUGUGAGGUUGUCCUUUUGGAGAAAAUGUUACAUAAAAACAUUUAUUUUCUGUAGAAUUCUCAUUUCUCUCUAAGAGGAAACUCUUCAUACUGUCUGAGCAGAAAACAUCUAUUUCAGUUCUCUACAGUGAACUUGCUAACUAUGUUGUUGAUCUUUUCCUUGCUUAAAUGUGCCUCUGAAAGUCCCCAAAGGAUCUGCAAGGAAUGGAUCUGCAGCCAGUCAGCAAACAAUAAAAUAAAGUAUUUCAAGUGAACAACUUGAAGUUAGAUAUUAUAUAAUUAGUUAAAAACUAAUUAUAUAAAAAAACAAUAUUUUAAUGUGGCUUCUAAAAGUGGAUGCAGGGCUGGGAAAGGAACUUACUAUCAAUUGGGUAUAAGAUAAAGAAGUACAUGAAGUCUUUGUGCCACUAAGCAGAAUCACUGGAAUCUUGUUUGAACAAAAUCAGAAAAAGAGAAAAUUAAAAAAGGAUUGUAUUGGGAGAAAAAUCAUGAAGGAGAGUAGAAGUGUUCAAAAACAGAAAGAUAAAAAUGAUCACUUACCCCAAGGACCUAUGAAUUUUGUGGUGAAAAUUUAUUACCUGAGACAUACAUUUCUUGAGAAAGGGCUCCAGUUUCACAACUCUGACCUCGGGUUUAGGACUAGAAGACCUCAAGCCUUGAGAUCAGAUCCCUUAUAAAGGUACUUUUGAGCCCAAAACAUAUCAGAACCCUUACUUACAGGGUUGAGGAAUCAGAAGUGACUUGACAGAGUGCCAUGAAAACAGAGUGUACAAUUUAGCAAGUGUCUUCUGGAUGCUGUGGAAGCCUUCUAUGACAACCUUGAUGGUAAUUUCACAGAGUGUAAAAAGCCUAGAACAAUAACAGAACAAGAGAAAGAAUAUAUAAAAUAUCAUGAAAUCAUAACAUAUUGAGACAUCUUGAUUGAUUGAAUACAUGUUAUAACAUGUAUAAUAUAUGGAGAUGUCCAUACUGAAAUGCUAGUAUGGAUCUCUUAUAAAAGCAUAAACAAUUUCUACUUCAUGGCUUGCCAACAAAUUGACACAGAGCAACAUUGAAUUUAUCAUAGUUCUGACAAUUCUAUUAUUAGAAACUUGUGGAUUUUACAGUUCAGGAGUAGAAUCAUUCAUACUGAUGCCUGAUGUUAGGGUAGGUUUAAUGUCAGGAGAGUCAUCCACAGUUACAGUGUUUACCACUCCACUGUUGUCUGUAGGAAAAAUAAUAAAGUCUAUGAAGAGUGAAAGUCCACCAAGAUUAAAUUAGGAUCCAGAUAAUAGAGUAAACAGUUCUCACAGAUGUCAAACAAAACAGGUUGUAGUUGUAUACUUGCAGAGAACAAUGCAACAGGAAGUUGAAUAGGAUCCAAAAUGUUUGUACUAUCUUGGAAAAGUGCAUGCCUAAAAGAUAUAUUUAAAGAAAAACUAUAUCAUCUGUUUAGAAGCAGGUUAAAAUUUAGAAAAUUGAAUUAUACAAGUUUAUGAUUAUCUUAACAAGAAUAAGAAUUCAUGAAUGAUUAGGACCCAUUUAAGAAUGAAUUGUAAUAAGUCACCUCUUAAACCAUGAGGAUGGAUUCAAUCAAGAAGUAGUGUCCUUAUCUACAUGAGUCUGUUGUGCUAUCUACAAAGUAUUAUUUAACAAUUUUUUUUGUAAUUCCCCAAUGUCAUUGAUGAUAUCUCCUGAAUAAUUUAUAUAUGAACAAGAUGAAUAAAUAAUUAUACAUAAGCUCCUCGGGCAGCUGUCAAGAGUUCUUUUUAUUUCCCAUGACUAUAUGAACAACUGAGCCAAGUUCAACCUGAAGCUUGUACAGAGCAUUAGAUGUAUGUAAAAUAGUAGCUGCUGUAUUCUGAGCCAAUCCCUCAAGUUUAGAGGACAAAUUCUUUACAGAAUCUACUGCUGUGAUCCCUAUGUUAGGAAUAAGUGCCCAUAAAAAUUUGUACCCAGGGCCAUUUCCACAUGCUACUACUAGGAAUUUUCCCAAAAAUGGGAUUUCUUCUCUCAAUGCCACCAUGCUCCCAAGUUUCUUGUAAAUCUAACCCUAACAAGACAUUUUGUAUGUUGUUUUUUAUAGUCACAGUUGAAAUCCAAUAAGCUAUUACAUAAGUGCCAUCCCAAGGGAAGAGAUGAAAAGACUUGACCAACACAGACAAAAAACUGUCCAGGGGUCCCUAGUCCCCAGGAUAGUGCUAGAAUAGGCUUUGUCUUAUAUCUUACAGUAGCAAAAGUAAUAGUAGAAAGAUUUUCUUAGAAUGACGUUUUGGUAUCGGCACAAAUAAAAGAAGUUAAAUUGCUUUCAAGAAGAAUCUCAAAGAUCAGGUUUCAGUUAAUGUUGUAGCUUAGGCUAAUGUUACUUUAAGGAGUCCUGUGUUGGGCCACAUAUAAAGUGAAAUUUGGCAAUGGAUGCAAAACCCUCACAGGAGGAAUCCUGGCCUUAAAGUUAAUGUAAGUUUGAUAUAAGGAACCAGUAGUAGUGAUAUAGAGUCUAACCUGGCCCAAAGGAAUAAUAUCUAUAGAUAUUGGGGUUUUCUGAUCUGAAAUAUAAGAGUACAUUUUAAGUACAUAAUUAAGAGUACAUAUUUCAUAGGCAAAUAGGGCAAAGGGACCAAAAUAUGAUAACUUCAAUCCAAGUAUCAGGAGUAAAGAUCCUCCUAAGCUUGCUGGUACCACUGACCAUUUUUGUAAACAUUGUUGAUGGAUUUGUGGACAGAUUCAAUAGCCUUGAGGGCCUAUAUGAUUAACUUGGUAUAAAUUAUAACCUAUGUAACUAUGUAAUCUAAUAACACAGUUAUUCGAGGUCCACUUGUUUGUCAAUUUAUAAGCUUUCUCAGAGAUUUUAUAAUUACUCUUAGUAGCAUGGUUUGUUCACCUGUAGAGUUUAGCCAUCAUAGAUGGCUCAUAUUUUUUCAAUUGUUAUUUAUUUAUUUUUAAGUAUUUUUCCAUGGUUCCAUGAUUCAUGUUGUCCCCCUCCCCUUUAUCCUCCUCACUCCCAGAGAUAACAAUCAGUUCCACUGGGUUAUAAAUAUCUUAUUGUUCAAUGCCUAUUAUAUUAUUCAUUUUUGUAAUACUCUUUUAAAACCAAAACCCCAAGUAGUAUACCCACAUAAACAUGUGAUAAUCAUAUGUUUUUCUUCUGUGUUUCUGCUCCCACAGUUCUUUCUCUUGAUGUGGAUAGCAUUCUUUCUCAUAAGUCCCUCUGGAUUGUCCCGGAUCAUUGCGUUGAUAUUAGUAUAUUUGAUUGUCUCAUAACAUUUCUGUUACUAUGUUCAAUAUUCUCUUGGUUCUGCUCAUUUCACUCCACAUCAUUCUAUCUUCCCAGUUUUUAUUGAAAUCAAGUAGUUCAUCAUUCCUUAGAGCACAAUAGUAUUCCAUCACCAUCAGAUGCCACAAUUUGUUUAGUCAUUCCCCAAUCAAUAGACACCCCCUCAUUUUCCAAUUUUUGCCACAACAAAAAGCACGGCUACGAAUAUUUUUGCACAAACAUUUUUCAUUGUUAUCUCUUUAGGGUACAAACUUAGUAGUGUAUUGCUGGAUUAAGGUGUAUACAUUCUUUUUUUUUUUCUUAAACCCUUACCUUCUGUCUUAGAAUCAGUGCAUAGUAUUGGUUCCAAGGCAGAAGAGUAGUAAGGGUUAGGCAAUUGGGAGUGAAGUGACUUGCCCAGGUUCACACAGCUAGGAAGUGUCUGGAGCCAUAUUUGAACCUAGGUCCUCCUGUCUCUAGGCCUUGCUCUCAAUUCACUGAGCUACCCAGCUACCUCCAGAAUACAUUCUUUUAUAAACCUUUGGGCACAAUUCCAAAUUAACUUCCAGAAUGGUUGGAUCAAUUCACAUCCCAACCAGCAAUGCAUCAGUGUCCCAAUUUUGCCACAACUUCUCCAACAUUUAUUAUUUUCCUUUACUGUCAUAUUGGCCAAUCUGCUAUGAUACCUCAGAGUUGUUUUGAUUUGCAUUUCUCUAAUUGAGAGGGAUUUAAAACACUUUUUCAUGUGAUUAUUGAUAGUUUUGAUUUCUUCAUCUGAAAAAUGCCUAUUCAUAACACUUGACCAUUUGUCAACUGGAGAAUGGCUUCAUUUCUUGUACAUUUGGCUAAGUUCCUUGUACAUUUGACAAUUGUCAGAUAUUUUUGUUAUAAAAUUUUUUAACCAGUUUGUUGCUUCCCUUCUAAUUUUGGUUGCAUUGGUUUUGUUUGUAGAAAACCUCUUUAAUUUUAUAUAAUCAAAAUUAUUCAUUUUACAUCUUGUAAUGUUCUCUGUCUCUUGCUUUAUCUUAAAUUCUUCCCUUUCCUUAGAACUGACAGUUAUACUAUUUUAUGUUCCCCUAAUUUACUUUUAAUUUUGUUCUCUAUAUUUGUCAUAUACCCAUUGUGAAUUUAUCUUGGUAUAGGGUAUAAGGUUGAUUGAAACCUAAUUUUCCCCAUACUGUUUCUCAAUUUUCCCAGCAGUUUUUGUCAAAUAGUGAGUUUUUGUCCCCAAAGCUUGAUUUUGGGUUUAUUCAACACUAGCUUGCUGAGGUAAUUUACCCCAAGUCUAUUCCAUUGAUUUACCCUUCUAUCUCUUAGCCAGUACCAGAUUGUUUUGAUGAUUACUGCUUUAUAGUACUCAGUUUUAGAUCUGCUACUGGCUAAGCCACCAUGCUUCAUAUUUUUUUCAUUAGUUCCCUUAAUAUUCUUGAUCUUUUGUUCUUCCAGAUGAACUUUAUUUUUUAAUAAUUGUAUAAAAACUUUUUGGUAGUUUGAUAGGUAUGGUACUGCACAUGUAAAUUAAUUUAGGUAGGAUUGUAAUUUUUAUUAUAUUAGCUCAUCCCACCCAUGAGCAAUUAAUGUUUUUCUAAUUGUUUAGAUCUAGUUUUAUUUGUGUGGAAAAUGUUUUGUAGUUGUGUUCAUAUAAUUCAUGAGUUUGUCUUGGCAGAUAGAUUCCAAAACAUUUUAUAUUGUCUAGAGUGAUUUUAAAUGGAAUUUCUCUUUCUAACUCUUGCUGCUCAGUUUUGUUGGAAAUAUAUAGAAAUGCUGAGGAUUCAUGUGAGUUUAUUUCAUAUCUGUAACUUUAAUAAAGUUUUAAAUUAUUCUA
Molecule: messenger RNA, 9356 nt
Organism: Monodelphis domestica (gray short-tailed opossum)
Lineage: Eukaryota; Metazoa; Chordata; Mammalia; Didelphimorphia; Didelphidae
Molecular function (GO): protein binding
Source: RefSeq, a predicted model, not a curated record